Messenger RNA from Spinacia oleracea (spinach), 1958 nucleotides. RefSeq lists its product as uncharacterized. The record is from RefSeq and is a predicted model, not a curated record. The transcript is spliced from 3 exons. The coding region runs from base 187 to 1728 and encodes 513 amino acids. NCBI's taxonomy places the organism in Eukaryota, Viridiplantae, Streptophyta, Magnoliopsida, Caryophyllales, Amaranthaceae.
GGAACUACCUAAUGUGAUAAGCGUGUGAGUGUGUGACACCCUUGCCAUGACCAGAAUCUUUGUGCGGCAAAAGACUUAGGGCUAUGUAUAUAAAUAUAUAUAUGUUUUGUGUUCUCAAUUUAAAACUUCCAUAAUACAGAUUAAAACCUUGGUCAAUAGAGAGAGAGAAAUACGGGGAUAUUCAUCAUGAAAAGAUGGGCAGAUUUGCCACUGCAAGCCCUCCGAACAAUCGCAAUGUUCCUUCAAUGCGACGCAAACGACUUGCACAAUUUUCAAGCUGUGUGUAAGAAUUGGCAUCACUCAAAUACUAUCUCCGCCCUCUUACCCUACCGUAUAGAAGAAGCAAAGUGCACUAUAUUCUCUUCUUCUGUCUAUCUCAUCCACCCCCCUGAAACUUACAACGGCUCUUACCCUUGGAUGGUGAGCACUGUCAAAACUCCUGAUGGCAGGACUCAAUUCUGCCACCCCUUUUUUGGUACACCGCUCCCUAAUCUUCCCGAUAAUCUUGACUUGGGUCAAUUUCGUUUCUCGUGUCUCGCUGAAGCCUACCAUCAGGUAUAUGACCAUGGAGAUGAGUGUGAAGAUGGAUGCACAUCACCUCUCUCCUGCGAAGUGUAUGGAAAAACCUGUUUCGUGUCUAUGCCAGUCCCGAGCUUGGAACAAUGUUGGGUGUUUUAUUUAAACCGUAUGGGUUGUUUACAGGGAUACCCUUCAACUGGGACUAAAUUACAGGGAUGGGAUGUACCAUGUUUUACCAUGUCUUACAAUAAUGUUAACCAAUUUGAUGAUAUGCUGUGUUUUAGGGGUGUGAUUUAUGUUUUAGAUACUCAGGGAAAACUCUAUCAAAUGUCUAACGACGUAUUAGGAUUGCUAAAAACAGUUGUUGAUUGUCCGGUUUCUGAAUUCGAACAGUCUAACAUAGGAUGGAGGAAGCGGUUGGCAGUAUCAUCAACUGGAACUUUUUAUUUGGUAAAACAAACCAGAAGAGGUUUCAAUGUUUUUGAGUUAAAUAUGUGUGACGAUAACUCCAGAAGAUGGGUUAAGGUUUCGGGAUUCCCGAAUCAUGAGGUACUGUUUGUGACUAGAUACUGCAGCUUCUUUAUUGCUGUUGAUAAAUUUCCUGGUAAUCAAUUAUACAACAGCAUCGUUUACUCCAACUCUGCUUUUCCUCCUAAUUCUGGCAAUGGUUGGCGGUUUUCAGAAGAGGAGAUGAUUUAUUGUUUCAUGCUAGGAAAAGAACUUGAAGUACCCCAGCCAUUUUCAACAAACAUAGGAUUACUCCAGCUAUUGUCACCCCAACCAUGGGUAUAUUUUGAGGCUCAAAAGUCUUCUUUCCUAUCAUCAUCUCAUAGUGAUGAUGAGGAUGGAACGACACAAUCUGAUUCAAGUAGCAAUGAUAGUUCUUCUUGGCAAGAUGUGAAUGGAAUGACACAAUCUGAUUCAAAUAGCAAUGACAGUUCUUCUCGGACUUCCUCUUCCUCAUUUGGUGAACCUGAAUACCAGGAACAAACCACUCAGAAUCCUCCUGUCAAUAAUGGUAUGAAUCAUGUUGCGGAAGCAGAAUCUCAUCCGAACACUUCAAUGGAGGAAAGCAGAACACACUCUGCGGAACGAAGAUUGAAUCUCCUCAAGGAAUUAGACGAACGUAAUACGUUGAAGAAAAUACUUGAAGAAAAUGUGGCCAACGUGGCGAAAUUGGACAGGGUUUUGGGACGGAGAUUGAUGUAAAGUCAAUAGUUAUAGAUUCUAAUUUCUACAGUUUCAAGCUAUGGUUAUCUGAUGAUAACUUUGGGUUUGGAUUUAACUUUCGUUUGCUGUUUAAGUCUUGAAAUUCAGAAUAUUGAUAUACAUGCAGUGUAUACAAGUGCUUGUACACACUAAUUUCGUUAAAAUUGUUGCACCAUUUGGACUAUUUAUACGGUUCGUGUUGUUAUCUUUGACCACAUUAAGUAAAAACU